GGUGAUGUGUGCGGAAGUGCGCUGUUGUCCAAAUUUGGACGGUUAUCGUCUUUCAUCGGUGCCAAAAUUUCAGUCGGGGUUAACCAAGAGGUCCACGCAUCACCAUCUCACACGAUGGAGGACGAUACGCUAUUGCAUUUCGCGAACUUUAGCACACUAGUCCUGUGCAUGGUUCUCAAGUUUCCACAAAUAUUUGUGCUGAUGAGAGCGAAAUCAACCACCGGUGUGAGCUUGAACAGUUUGCUCUUGGAACUUACCGGGUUCAUUGUGUUUGUCCGCUACCAAAUGUACUAUGAUUACCCACCUCCUACCUACCUGGAGUAUCCCAUUCUGAUUGCCCAAGAUGUCAUGCUGUUGCUGCUGAUUCUCCAUUACAAUGGUAACCUGAAGCAAGGACUGCUAUAUGCACUUGUGUUUGUGGGCACCUGGCACCUUCUGAUUGUGCAGAAGUGGGUUAUUGAUCUUGCUAUGAGCCUGUGCACUUUUAUCAGCGCUGGCAGCAAGUUUGCUCAGCUCCAGUGUCUGUGGGCGUCCAAAGACUCAGGUCAGGUCAGCAGCCUCACCUGGGCCAUGGCAACCUACACCUGCAUGGCAAGGAUUUUCACCACACUUGUGACAACUGGAGAUACUCAGGUGCUCAUCAGGUUUAUCGUGAUGACACUUCUGAACAUUUGGGUCCUGGCGACAGUAUUGUACUACAGGCCCAAGGGCUCCAAGAAGCAAGACUGAGGCGUCGAGUUUACAGUGCAUGGCAGCAGGGACUGCCUCACUCUCAACCCCAGGCCUCGGCUCAGGUCAUGUCAAAUACCCCCCUUUACCUAAAGUAAAAGGUCAGGAAUUUACACACUGGAAAAAUAAUCAGAUGCUGUUCUGGUUUACAUUCUAAACCUGGAUUAAGCUAAUAGUCUACUCUGGAAAACUGAUGACAUUACAAUUUCAGCUCUGAAGUAUUAUGGGACGAUUAUGAUGCUAUUUCAUGUAUUGGUUAAAUGGGUCUAAAUGAUUUACCAAAACUUUUUUUCUAAGUGCAAUAACUAUGCAACAAUAUGUGUUGUUUUUCAGAAUAAUCUUUCACAAUUUCGUACAGUAUUUGUAGAAAGUUGGAACUAUAUUUAACAAACAGUUACAUAUCAAAUAUUGUAUGUAUGACCACAAACCUUUGUAAAACAUUCCCUUAAUCUCAAACUCUGUCUUGUAGCAGUACUUAAAGAGUUAUUGUUUGCUCCUCUAAGUCAUAUUGAUUAGGUCAGAUGUGCACACACUUCCAUUACAUUCCUGAGGUUUUAUAAAAUACUUUCUCAAACUGUGAAACACAAAAUGUGUUCUUAGUUUUCUUCUUCCCUGGUUUGUAUCAGUCCAGGGAAACUUUCAGGCGUUCAGGUACUUAAGCAAACUGGUAUGUCUACAGUGUUGGGAUUGAAAUAACUUUGUAAAUGAAUACUUUUGCUAUUUAAUUAGUUUGUCUUUUCAUAGUGAACAUUGUAGAUCACCUGCAAUAAAUACCUCAAUAAAAAGCA
Molecule: messenger RNA, 1517 nt
Organism: Alosa sapidissima (American shad)
Lineage: Eukaryota; Metazoa; Chordata; Actinopteri; Clupeiformes; Clupeidae
Gene: slc66a3
Product: solute carrier family 66 member 3
Exons: 7
Coding region: 115-729 (204 amino acids)
Source: RefSeq, a predicted model, not a curated record